AUGGUCCAGGAGAUGGUGAAGAUGUGGAGGCUCACAGCCAGAGACCUGGCCGCCCUCACACCAAUCAGGGAGCAGAAGACCGGCCAUCUGGACCAGGUACAGCAGUGCCUGUACCUGGCCCAGUGUAGGCACCGGCCUGUGGUGCAGCCCCCCUCGGAGACCACAGAGAAGUACGAGCAGCUGGCUGAACUCCUAGAGGCAUGUCUCCAAAUGGAAUCUGCCAACAGGUCCAGCUGCUCUGAGCUGCUCGGCCAGGAUUAUUUCACCUGGGAGCAUUUCCCUGACAGGUUCACCAAAGAGAUGGAGCUCAUGGUCCAGAGGGACUGUGAAUGCUGCGUGCCUCCUCAGACUGACAUCCAGACAGCUUCCAUUGGUGGUCAGGACCUGUCCCCCUCCAACUGGACCGGCUUGGUGGACUUAGAAGACGAGGCCAUCCACAGUGGAGAAGCUUCUUCAGACCCCUGGCCCUCAGAGUCCACAGAGCAGUAUGUGACGCUGAACAUCAGCCCAGGGCAGACCAGCUUCGACUGGGGAGACCCCAUGGAGCAGAGGAUGGACUCUGACAUGUUCCUGAGACCCCAAGCCCUUGGCACCACCUACCUGCCCCCCACUUCUACCGGGAAGAAGGUGAUCGCUGGGAUUGUGAAGUCCAUCUGGAAGCCGUGGGGCUACCUCUCUGGGCUGGACGAGGAUGAAGAGAGGAGCCCUGCGCCCCCCAGCGCAGCCCCCGAGACAGAGCCGACGACCCAGAACCAGGAGGAGAGGCAGGCAGAGGUGGGGUCGACCACAGCCAGCUCGGCGUCUCCAGGUGUGUUCUCCUGGGAGUCCUGGUUUGGCGUCACCUCAAAGGAGAAUUCUGAGACCAAAAACAAAUCCCCCAUUAGUCAGCCGUCCUCAGCCUCCACCGACCCAGCUCUGACUACCGAACGCCCCGACGACACCGAGGGGAACGCAGAGCAGACCCAGACACCCACCACCUCCAGCUCUACUGCUGAAACAGAGCCCGUCACCAGAGGGGGAGCCUGGGUCAUGGUGUCCUCCUCCUCCUCCUCCUCCUCCUCCUCCUCCUCCUCCUCCUCCUCCUCCUCCUCCUCCCAGGCAACGUCCUCCACCCAGCCAGGGGACCGGAGGACGGAGACGGCGACCUCCAAGGCCGGCAGAGGUCGUGGGAGGGGGAAGAAGAGGGGGGAGGACAGGGGGAGAGGAGGCGACAAGAGCAGAGGGGGAGAGGAGGAGGGGAGCGGAGAGGCGGCCGGCUCCGAGGCCAAAGGAGAGGUGCAGUUCACCCGUCGUCUGGCUGGAACCAGUAAGCCGAGGGAGAGGUCUAGAGAGAGGUCCAGAGAGAGGGGGCACCGGAGAGGGCAGACCACCACCACCACCACCACCACCACCAGCCCGACCGCUGCAACGAGUACUUCUCAGUCCGUGGAGAACGGGUCGGAGAGAAUGGACUCCGGAUCCAUGUCCCCAUCUGCUUUAUCGGCGUCCACCCAGGCGUCUUCGUCAUCCUCCUCCUCCUCUUCCUCCUCCACUGCACCCACAUCUCCCUCGUCGUCCCCGUCCUCAUCUUCAACCCUUCUGCCCACCGAGUCGGCGAGCCGCUACCCAGCUCCGUCCCUGGCUCCUGCGUCCCCGUCCGAACCCCCGUUCGGUUCCCCCACCUCCGCCCCGCCCUCACCCCAGUCCCCGUCCCGCUCCUUGCUGCCGUCCCUGUUUGAAUCCCUGUCGUCGUUCCUGACCCCGUCCCUGCCCCAAGCCUCUUCCGAGACCGAGGGGGGCGAGACAGGGGGGGCGCCCCCGGCGUCCCCAGACCCCCAGGACAGCUCCAGGGACAGCUCCACGUCUCCCCUCCACUGGGCCCCCCCGGGGCCGGGGUAUCCCCAGGGGGUGGAGCAGGGCUCCCUGUACUACCCGCCCCCCGUGGAGGAGGAGGAGCCCGCCUGGUCCCGCUCCCUGGGGUCCGGGGCCCUGCUACCUGGGAACAUGGAGGAGGACGUGGGCGGAGUCAACCUCACCAGCACCCCCACCGUCUCAGCAGGGGAGCAGCAGCCGUGCGUGACCAACCCCUGCCUCCACGGAGGGAGGUGCCUGCCUCAGGGCCGGGGCUACAGCUGCUACUGUCCACAAGGGUACACCGGGGAGAACUGUGAGAUCGAUGUGGACGAUUGCCAGUCAGACCCUUGCGAGAACGGAGGAACCUGCAUCGACAAAAUUGAUUCAUUCGUUUGCCUUUGUCUGCCGAGCUAUGAAGGGGAGAUGUGUGAGAAAGACAUCGAGGGCUGUGAGCACGGCUGGCAGAAGUUCCAUGGCCACUGCUACAGGUACUUCACCCACAGACACACCUGGGAGGACGCGGAGAAGGACUGCCGAGAGCACAGCGCUCACCUCAGCAGCGUCACCUCCUCCACCGAGCAGGACUUCAUCAACGGUCUGGGUCAUGACAAUGCCUGGAUCGGCCUGAACGACCGCACCGUCGAAGAAGACUUCCAGUGGACUGACAGCAACGACCUGGUGUACGAGAACUGGAGGGAGAGCCAGCCAGACAACUUCUUUGCAGGCGGGGAGGACUGCGUGGUGACCAUCGCCCAUGAGGACGGCAAGUGGAACGACGUGCCCUGCAACUACAACCUGCCCUACAUCUGCAAGAAGGGAACAGUGUUGUGUGGAGCUCCGCCUACGGUGGAGAACGCCCAUUUGAUUGGCCGCCGAAGGUCCCACUACGAUAUCCACUCAGUGGUGCGCUACCAGUGCUCUGAGGGCUUUUACCAGCGCCAUAUUCCCACCACUCGUUGCCGUGCCGACGGCGACUGGGAGCGUCCCAAGAUCAUCUGCACAAAGUCUCGAAGGUCCCACCGCUACAGACGCCACCACCGCCAGCACAGAGAGCGCCGCAGCCACCGACGGCACGGCGCGGAGGGACACAGAGCCCGAGAGGACGCCCACGACCACUACUGA
Gadus chalcogrammus (walleye pollock) is the source of this 2955-nucleotide messenger RNA. Its product is annotated as neurocan core protein-like. Bases 1 to 2955 code for a protein of 984 amino acids. The transcript is spliced from 18 exons. Lineage: Eukaryota; Metazoa; Chordata; Actinopteri; Gadiformes; Gadidae. Gene Ontology annotation, biological process: biological process involved in interspecies interaction between organisms. The record is from RefSeq and is a predicted model, not a curated record. Gene Ontology annotation, cellular component: external side of plasma membrane. Gene Ontology annotation, molecular function: calcium ion binding; carbohydrate binding.